GUGCUAAACGAAAGUAGAUCCGGGGAGUUGGCCAUCCGUCACAGGCAGUUGACAGAAAGUGCCCCAGUAAUCUAUUUGAAGAUUCCAACAAGAUAGAUGUCUACACGUACAGUUUCUGUGGCAUAUUACCCACAAAGGGAAGUGCCUUUAGUGGAAUUCACUAUCACCAAUAAUAGACUUAGAAAGAAGACACUGGAGGACAAGUUCCCAGGAGCAACUGGUCUGGAAUACUACCUAGAUGGAGUUCGGACAGCAGCUAGUGUAACAAAUGAUGAAUUUUGUUUGCCAGAGAAUGUAAAUCAGUUUGUGGUUAUCAACAGUGUUUAUACUUUGGAUGGGCAGCACAGUGAGUUCCAUCACUGUAGAAGUGAGAUCACCAAUGCUUUGACGCAGACACCACCCAGAAAAUUAGCUGUCUUCAUUGGUAAUACUAAUUUCCUUGGAGACCGACAUCCUCUUCAUGGUUCGAGAACAGAUGUUGAUGUAAUGUCAAUGAUGUUUUCAUCACCUCCUUUCAACUUUACAGUAUUGAAGUGCUUGGAUUUCAAAGUGGAACAAAUGAAAACAAUUAUCAGUAAUGCUGUAAAUCUAUGUACUGCCAACACGGAAGCAUUUCUUUGCUUUGUGUCGACACAUGGAUAUGUUUCACUAACUGAAAGUCACCAAAUGUUAAAAGGUGUUGAUAAUACAUAUGUACGUCUUCAAGAUCUGAUGGAACCAGUUUCCCCCAAAGUGAGGGGACCAAUCUCAGCAUCUACACCCAGAGUGUUUUUCAUCAAUGCUUGCAGAAUUCCUGGUGGUCAUGACGCUGACGAUGAACCAGAUGGAGGUGUAGAACUAAACGUUCAUCAUGAAUCCGCUGAGCAUGGUGGAGAAGAACGUGGAGCUGGAAACAGUGAGGGAGGUGGUAAGGGAGACCUUGAGGAUAGUGGACGAUCUAGAUUUAGAUCUGGUGGUCCUUUGCCACAGAAUACCACUAAUUACAGUAUGGACAGUCAUCAGUUGGCGCAGUACUGUCCACCCAACUGCCUUUUGGUAUAUGGAUGUCCAGUUGGACAAGGAAUUACAGAUUGUGUACCUUUUGUAACCGAGAGAAUCAGCUGGCUUGUACACAGCUUAAGAGAGGUCAGGAAGACAAAACCAGAGGAACCAGUUGAUUUGCUGAAUUUGCUGACAGAGGCGAAUGCCUACUGUUGUCGUGAGUUAGAAUCAUUAGGGAGGAAGUACAUAUUUGUGUUAGAGCACAGACUGACCUCAGAGAAAGGACUUGUGUUUUCCUAUUAAAUUCCCUCACAUGCAGAAUGGCUGUAGGCUGAAAUGGAAGAAAACUGCCAGCUAAGCACCCUUAACUAUAGAUAGCUCAUGUAGAGGCUAUUGAGAGAAUGGCGUGGAUUUAUUGAACAUGAGGCAACAUGUAACAUAAUGGUUUUGGUGAAAAUAGGUACUCUGUUCUGGUCAAGAUUCAUUCAUUAAACCAUCACUGAGAUAAAAAAAAAAUACAUCUGGUUUAUAGUGCAGAUAUCAG
This is a messenger RNA of Pecten maximus, 1525 nucleotides long. RefSeq lists its product as uncharacterized. Bases 97 to 1284 code for a protein of 395 amino acids. Gene Ontology annotation, molecular function: cysteine-type endopeptidase activity. Gene Ontology annotation, biological process: proteolysis. Lineage: Eukaryota; Metazoa; Mollusca; Bivalvia; Pectinida; Pectinidae. The record is from RefSeq and is a predicted model, not a curated record. The transcript is spliced from 8 exons.